This is a messenger RNA of Ectocarpus sp. CCAP 1310/34, 335 nucleotides long. NCBI's taxonomy places the organism in Eukaryota, Phaeophyceae, Ectocarpales, Ectocarpaceae. The record is from the annotation of a GenBank genome assembly.
GUCUGAACUUCGAGUUGAAGCGAAAGAUGCAGCAGGUCUGGGUGCAGAUUCGUAAGGGUUGGUACGGGGACCCGGCAUGGGCAGGCCAAAAGGGGGGCUGGAAGGCAGCCAACUAUUCAAAUCUGGAGGCACACGCCAUCGGGGAGAUGAACAAGUGGGUCAAGGAUGGUGAUACGGUGCUUUCUGGUACGAUAGGCGCUCUCAAUGUUCCGGCAGGGUACGACACAGACGACGUGUCGCCAGUGGAUGAUGUCGAGGAUGGGGUCGGGGAGGAGAUCGAGCAGGAAAGUUCGGGGUGGGAGGGGGGUGACGGCAACGACGUAAGUGAGACCUGA